Hippocampus comes (tiger tail seahorse) is the source of this 2400-nucleotide messenger RNA. RefSeq names its product StAR related lipid transfer domain containing 7 (gene stard7). The transcript has 8 exons. Gene Ontology annotation, molecular function: lipid binding. Lineage: Eukaryota; Metazoa; Chordata; Actinopteri; Syngnathiformes; Syngnathidae. The coding region runs from base 391 to 1617 and encodes 408 amino acids. The record is from RefSeq and is a predicted model, not a curated record.
GAUGGGAAGAGGAGGUCAAAUGAGCUGCUAAGGAUGCAAGACGUGUGCAACAGUGCACGUCUCUAGGAUAUUAUCACAUUUAGAAUAAUUUAACGUUGGAAUCGAGGCUCUUAUAAUAUGUACAAGUACAGGUAGUAGCACGUUUAAUUCAGACCAACCUAAACUCGUUAAAGUGUGCAAAAGUCGUGCUAACGUUAGCUGACGCUAAAUGUCGCGUGUUCGCUGAGCGAUAAUGUAAUGGACAUUUGCGACCUUAAAUCUGCCCCAAUACUUUUAUUGUUAACAAUCACCUAGUGCUUAUAGGUUGAAAACUUUGACUCGCAACUUCGCUAGCCUAGUUUUGGAGGAUUUGUCCUGUGCUGGGAGCUCGCGCCACGGUCGUAGCAAGUCAUGUUUCACUCUGUGCCCCGCCGUGUCUCCACCGAGGUCAGUGUUAGGACACUCAGGCUUCCGGGGGUCAGAUCGUUCCGGCGGGUUGCGCAGGAGGACGACGGCCGAGGCUCGGCACAGUGGCUGGGCAAAGCUGUGGGCCUGCUCCUAUCCACGCUCCACCGAAUGGGCGUCCUCGCCGGAGGGACCGCCACGAGAUCGGCAAACAGAGGCAAAGGUUUGAUGUCCAUAUUCGCGGACCACUGCGGCUUCGUCACCGGCCAGAGACUGCGGCGUGCGUGUCGGAUCGCCGAGCUGUACUCCAACCUAUACUCUGAGCGGACCCGAUGGACCCUGGUGGGCAGCUUUUGGCGCAGGUUCCAGAGCAAGCAUCCCUCCCCGGGCAAGCUGAUCGCGGCCCUUGCAGGGGUCUUCAUGUGGGACAAUGAGAAGAUUCAAGAUGAGGAAAUGCACAGAUGUGGGCUGGAGCUGCAGGCCCUCGAGGCCGUCAAGAGUCUCAACGCAUACGCAGGUGCGGCGAGCGGUCGCGCGGAGCCCGGCUGGGAAGUUGUAAUGGAGAAGAAGGACUUCCGCGUGUGGAAGCGACUGAUCCCCGACAGUCACCUGUACGAGUACAGAGUGUUGGGCUCAUACACUGACGUCACACCAAGGCAGUUCUUCAAUGUGCAGUUGGACACAGAGUACAGGAAGAAGUGGGACAGUCUGGUCAUCAAACUGGAAGUGGUGGACCGGGACGUCAACACCGGCUCAGAAGUUGUACACUGGGCUACUCACUUUCCCUAUCCCAUGUAUUCCAGGGACUACGUGUAUGUCCGACGCUAUGAGGUCAACUUGGAAAGCAACUUAAUGAUCCUCGUGUCUAGAGCCGUGCAGCACCCCCGUGUUCCCGAGUCUCAGGAUUAUGUGAGAGUUCACUCUUAUCAAUCCAAGAUGGUCAUCCGUCCUCACAAGUCCUUCGAUGAGAAUGGAUUUGACUACUUGCUCACGUACAGUGACGACCCUCAGACCGCCUUCCCUCGUUACUGUGUCAGCUGGAUGGUGUCAAGUGGCAUGCCGGACUUCCUGGAGAAGCUCCACACGGCCGCAUUGAAAGCCAAGAACUUAGAGGUGGGCAUCCACGACUACGCCGCCGUCAUCAAGUCCAACGACAACGUGGGGCGUCAGAACCAGGAGCGUCUCAGCAACGAGAAGAAACACGCCGGCGGUCCCGGGCAGAUGUUCGCUUGACAUGGACGAGCACUGGGAUGACUUUGCAGAUGAAACCCUCCAAUGCCUGCUUUGUGGGAACCAUGUGUGUGAAGAUGUUUGUUUGUUUGUUUGUUUGUUUUUUUGGGUAGAUGAAGUGUCAAAAAGAGGACAUCGGCCAGUGUGUGAUGUGUGGUCCUUCUGACAUGAGACGCUCUGGCCAAACAUUUGUUGCUGGGCCUUUAAUGACAUGGCAGUGGACAUGCUUUUUGCCGUUUUUCCCCCAAUAGAUUUCUGCACUGAUACAUGAAGGCCUCAAUGGGAGAACACUGGUCUACACCCCCCGCUCUUCUUCAUAUGACUCGGUGUCGCUUUUCGUGCUUCUCUGUCCACACACUAAGAGGGCUUUAAAAACGUGCUAAACCAGUCCUUCCGCAGGAGGGGCGCAGUGUCUUUGAAACAACCGUGGAAAUCCUCACGUCCAACGGUACACGUGCACUUGGUAGUACUUGUUUGAGGGGGAAAAACAGCACUUCUCCAAUCCGUUCAUGUGUCACUGAACAAGCAGGAAAGGUGGGAUGGAAGUGAACUUAAAAACAAAAAGAAGGUUAGCCCAUUUCAACUUAAUUUUUUUUUUUUAGUUGAACUAAGAUUUCACACUGUGCUUUUCCACAUGAUGACUUCGUCUGACUGGAACGAAAUGAGAGGCGCAAGUCAUGUGAUACUCUGUAGUUCUGCUGUGUUCGUCCUGUGAUGAAUGUACAAAUAACGCACCGCUUUGAAAUAAUAAAACGCUUACAGCCUGGCAAUGGGUCGGACAACACC